ACAAAAGAGUCUCUGUCUUGGCACAAGCAGCAGCACUCUCUACUAUCUUCCAUCUUUCCUCCUACUAAACACUUCUUCCUCCUCGUCUCUCUUCGAGCAACAACCACCCCUCCCAUAGAAACCAAAGGUCGCAAUGACUGCUGGGGAAAAGACCGAGUACGGUCAUGAGCACGACGGCUCUGCCGUUACUGCUGCUGGCCUCCACACCACCACUGAUGUCGAGCGCAUCGAGGCCCCUGUCACCUGGAAGGCCUACCUGAUCUGCGCCUUCGCCUCCAUCGGUGGUAUCUUCUUCGGUUAUGACUCUGGUUACAUCAACGGUGUGGAGGGCGCUGCCGCCUUCUAUAAGGCCGUCGAUGGCGCCUCCGCUACUGCUCUCACCUCGUCCCACCAGUCUCUGAUCGUCUCUAUCCUGUCUGCCGGUACCUUCUUUGGCGCCCUCAUCGCUGGUGAUGUGGCUGAGUUCAUUGGCCGCAAGUGGACCGUCAUUGUUGGCUGCGUCAUCUACGUCUGCGGUGUCGUUAUCCAGAUUGCCACCACUCCCAACAGCUCAGCUCUCGGUACCAUGGUUGCUGGUCGUUUCAUUGCCGGUCUUGGUGUCGGUUUCGAGUCUGCUAUUGUCAUCCUGUACAUGUCAGAAAUCUGCCCUCGCAAGGUCCGUGGCGCUCUCGUCGCCGGCUACCAGUUCUGCAUUACAAUCGGUCUGCUGCUCGCUGCUUGCAUCGUCUACGGCACCGAGAAGUUUAGCGACCCCAAGGCCUACCGCAUUCCCAUCGGCAUCCAGUUCAUCUGGGGCUUCGUCCUGGGUGUCGGUCUGCUCUUCCUCCCCGACUCUCCUCGCUACUUUGUCAAGCGCGGUCGUCUGGACGCUGCCACCGAUGCCCUGGCUCGUCUCCGUGGCCAGCCCCGUGACUCCGAGUUCAUCCAGGUCGAGCUUGCUGAGAUUGUCGCCAACGAGGAGUACGAGCGCCAGCUCAUCCCCAACACCACCUGGUUCGGCUCGUGGGCCAACUGCUUCAAGGGCAGCCUGUGGUCCGGCAAGUCCAACCUGCGCCGCACUAUCCUGGGUACCUCUCUGCAGAUGAUGCAGCAGUGGACCGGUGUCAACUUCAUCUUCUACUACUCCACCCCCUUCCUCCAGUCCACCGGCGCCAUCUCCAACUCCUUCCUGAUCUCUCUGAUCUUCACCCUCGUCAACGUCUGCUCUACCCCCGUCUCCUUCUGGACCGUCGAGAGAUUUGGUCGCCGCAGCAUCCUCAUCAUGGGCUCCGCUGGCAUGACCAUCUGCCUGUUCAUCGUCGGCAUUAUUGGUGUCACCGUCGGCUUCAACAAGACCCACACCGUUGGUACCUCCACUGUGGCUGACAACAUCAGCGCCGUGAACGCCCAGGUUGCCUUUAUUGCCAUCUUCAUCUUCUUCUUCGCGUCCACCUGGGGCCCUGGUGCCUGGAUCGUCAUCGGCGAGAUCUUCCCUCUCCCCAUCCGCUCUCGCGGUGUGGCUCUCUCGACCGCCUCCAACUGGCUGUGGAACACCAUCAUCGCCGUCAUCACCCCCUACAUGGUGGGCACCGACAAGGGCGAUGCCAACAUGAAGUCCAGCGUCUUCUUCGUCUGGGGCGCGCUCUGCCUGUCCUCAUUCGUCUACGCCUACUUCCUCAUCCCUGAGACCAAGGGUCUGUCCCUGGAGCAGGUCGACCGCAUGAUGGAGGAGACUACUCCUCGCACAUCUGCUGGCUGGAAGCCCACCACCACCUACGCCGCUGACCUGUCUGCCCACACCGGCAAGAUGCAGCACAACACCGUCGAGGAUAUUGAGAAGAGCUCUGCCUAG
Cryphonectria parasitica EP155 is the source of this 1831-nucleotide messenger RNA. Its product is annotated as putative MFS monosaccharide transporter. Gene Ontology annotation, molecular function: carbohydrate:proton symporter activity. Lineage: Eukaryota; Fungi; Ascomycota; Sordariomycetes; Diaporthales; Cryphonectriaceae. Gene Ontology annotation, cellular component: membrane. The coding region runs from base 134 to 1831 and encodes 565 amino acids. The record is from RefSeq and is a predicted model, not a curated record. Gene Ontology annotation, biological process: transmembrane transport; carbohydrate transport. The transcript is spliced from 3 exons.